Priapulus caudatus is the source of this 2661-nucleotide messenger RNA. RefSeq lists its product as uncharacterized. Gene Ontology annotation, molecular function: nucleic acid binding. Gene Ontology annotation, biological process: DNA integration. NCBI's taxonomy places the organism in Eukaryota, Metazoa, Priapulida, Priapulimorpha, Priapulimorphida, Priapulidae. The record is from RefSeq and is a predicted model, not a curated record. Bases 1 to 2661 code for a protein of 886 amino acids. The transcript has a single exon.
AUGCCUGUUGCACAGCCUCAUAGGAGGGUACCAUACUCUCUGAGGAAGAAGAUAGCUCAGGAAGUGGAACGGUUGGAAGGUAGUGAUAUCAUUGAGCACAUAUCUGGUCCAACACUCUGGGUAUCUCCUGUUGUGUGUGUUCCCAAGGCUAACUCUGAGGAUAUCAGGUUGUGUGUGGAUAUGAGGUGUGUGAACAAAGCCAUUCUACGUGAACGCCAUAUCACACCAACGAUCACAGAAAUCAUCGCUGACGUAAACGGUUCCAGGAUAUUCUCGAAGCUCGACCUAAAUCAGGGGUACCAUCAGCUGGAACUCCACCCCGAUUCACGCCAUCUGACAACGUUCAGCACUCACGUUGGUCUCCGGCAGUAUAAACGUUUAAACUUCGGUAUUAGCUGCGCCAGUGAGAUUUUCCAGAACGCAAUAUCUCAGGUACUGGAAGGCAUUCCCGGCGUGCUAAAUAUCAGCGACGACAUCAUGGUGUUCGCGAAGACUGAAGAAGAGCACAAUAUGAUUCUCAAAGCUGUACUGGAUAGACUGAAAUCGAACAAUCUCACAUUAAAUAGGAAUAAGUGUCAGGUUGGGAAAACCGAGAUGGAAUUCUUCGGUUUCAUAUUCGGCGCAUCCGGUAUGACGGCAGAUCCCAAGAAGGUACAAGCAAUCAUCGAGUCAGCGCAGCCGAAGUCAGCUGCAGAGGUACGCUCGUUCAUGGGUAUGAUUACGUACGUGUCGCGGUUCAUUCCUAAUCUUGCGACAGUCGCCGCGCCGCUCCGCAUGUUGACACGUAAAGAUCAAGCCUGGAUAUGGGGUAAAGCUGAACAAUUGUCGUUCGAUAAACUGAAGGACUUAAUCAUGAGACAGGAGGUAAUGGCCUAUUUUGAUCCAGCGAAAGACACAAAACUCAUUGUGGAUGCCAGUCCCGUUGGAAUAGGUGCUAUUCUCACUCAGGAUAAUCGUGUGAUCUCGUAUGCUAGCCGAGCUAUGUCACCGGUGGAAAGUCGCUACUCACAGACUGAACGUGAGGCGUUGGCUAUCUACUGGGCAUGCAACCACUUCAGGAUCUAUCUAUAUGGUAUGCAUGUUGAAGUAGUCAGUGAUCACAAGGCACUCGUACCAAUCUUCAUGAAAGAGAACUCGAAACCUCCGCCCCGUAUAGAACGUUGGCUCAUGAAGUUACAGGAUUACAACAUCACUGUGACCUAUUCUCCAGGAAGUUCCAAUCCGGCGGAUUACAUGUCCCGCCACCCACCAAACCAUCAGACCGUGAACAUCGACCGAAAUUCUGAGCUCCAUGUGAACUUUGUGCUGGAUAAUUCACUUCCUCGAGCUAUAUCGCGACAGGAAUUUGUGGAGUCCACGGCAGCUGAUCGCUCAUUGAGUGGUGUGAUCAGAGCUCUCGGGAAUGGUCGGUGGUUCGACAUUGUGAAGGACGAUAAAGUUGCCAAGGCACUAUUCAACAUCAGGACUGAAUUAUCGUGUUCGGAAGAUGGAAUACUGCUACGUGGCACAAGAAUCGUUGUUCCAGAAUCGCUACACAUGAAAUGUGUAAAACUCGCACAUUCGGGUCAUCAAGGAAUGGCCAAAACUAAGCAACUUCUCCGUAUGAAGACCUGGUUCUCAGGAAUCGACAACCUGGUGGAACGUGAAGUUGAGAACUGUUUGCUAUGCCAAGCUAAUACACCAAGCAAGCAUCGCGAACCUCUACUGAUGACACCAACUCCACUCAACAAGUGGGAGCGACUCAGUAUGGACUUUUGUGGACCGUUACCUACCGGUGAGUAUCUCAUGGUGGUGAUCGAUGACCACUCGAGAUAUCCCGAAGUCGACGUACUACAUAGUACAUCUGCUCAUGCUGUGAUUCCUCGAUUGGACAGGAUAUUUGCAGCCCAUGGUGUUCCAAGUGAAAUUCGCACGGAUAAUGGACCUCCGUUCAACGGCAGCGACUUCCGAGAAUACGCCGAAUCUCAGGGAUUCCACCACAGGAAGGUAACUCCACUACAUCCAGAGGCUAAUGGUGAAGCCGAACGCUUCAUGAGAACGCUCAUGAAGGCCAUUAGAGUUGGGGGCAAUAGCUGGAAAUCUGAGCUCUACAGAUUUCUUCGCGCGUAUCGAGCCACACCCCACUCAUCUACCGGAAUAUCUCCGUCCAUGGCUCUGAACAAUAGGGAAAUGAACGUUGGAUUUCCAUCUGUGUCACCUGGUCCAACGAUCGACGAAAUGACCCGCCAUAUGGUCAUUCAGAAGGAUAGUCUGUCGAAGACACUCCAGCGAGACUACGCGAACGAGAGACGACACACAGCGAGUUCUAACAUGGUGCCCGGUGAUUCUGUACUGGUUAGGAACAGUCGGAGGGGGAAAAUGGAUUCACCAUUUCACCCUGAGCCUCUCACUAUCACGAAGAAAAAAGGGAGUAUGGUAACUGCUUCGAAUGGUGAUGUAGCCAUAACGCGAAACUCCUCGCAAUUCAAGAGACUGCCAGGUACUCCAACAGACUCCGUGAUUCCGGAAAUUGACCCAGGUACGCCGGAAGACGCUCCGGAUGUUGACCCAGGUAUACCGGAUAUCACCCUACCCGAUAAUGUGGUGAAUAGUGGUCAGACUCCGCGCCGCACAUCACGCACGAGAAAACUACCAUCCAGGUUCAAGGACUAUCAGUUGUGA